GUUGAUCCUGCCAGCCGUGUCUCCGAUGAUGAAGUUGCGUGGGUGGGUCCAGCUGGCACUCCUCCUACUGGCUGUCGGAGGAACUGCAAGCCACAAGGCGUCGUCAUGUUCUGAAGAGAAGUCUCUAAACAAAGCGGACAAAGAUGGCGAGUACACACUCUACCCUUUUGAAACGAGCAAGGACGUAUCCCUCCGCGUCUAUUGCCACGACAUGGCAUCAGGGAGCCCGAAAGAGUUCCUGACUCUACCAUCCGGUCCUGAUGAGAACUACGCCAUAGUCUUUGCUGAUCGACUGGCUGACGGCUGGCGAUGCACUGGCGCAUUACAGAAGCCGUACAAAUCGCGUGUCGGGACCACGAAGUUCAGCAAGCUCCGGAUCAAGUUCGAGGAUUCCAGGGUCGAGGUUAUUCGAGAUGACCACACCUUUUCCACAUCCACUGGGCCCAACAAAGUAGACUACGGACACGCUGGCGACUGUUACUCAUGGAAACAGGGAUGCGCUAAAGGCACGUUCAAGGUGGAUCUUACUGGGACGGAACUCGUGCUGGCAUCUGAUGUCCACUGGGUCAUGGAGGAGCGCUGGCCGGAGUAUCUGACCAUCAACGACAUGUCCAUCUCCAAGGAUAGGAAGGUUGCCUCUGCCCGAUGUGGUGGAUGGUGUGGACACUGCUGGCCCGCCGACAAGAAACUAUUUCUGAUGCAUCCGCAUUGCAAGAAGGCAGCAUCGUGCUCUGAAAAGAAGUCUUUAAAUCCAAAGUACGAGGAUGCAGAGUACACACUCUACCCUUUCCCAACAAACAAGGACGUAUCCCUCCGCGUCUAUUGCCACGACAUGGCAUCAGGGAGCCCGAAAGAGUUCCUGACUCUACCAUCCGGUCCUGAUCAGAACUACGCUAUUGUCUUUGCUAAUCGACUGGCUGACGGCUGGCGAUGUACAGGCGCAUUACAGGACCCGUAUGCCUCCCGUGCCGGGACCACGAAGUUCAGCAAGCUCAGAAUCAAGUUUGAGAAUUGCAGGGUCGAGGUUAUCCGAGAUGACUACACCUUUGCCAAAACCACUGGGCCCAAUGAAGUAGACUACGGGCACGCUGGCGACUGUUACUCAUGGAAACAGGGAUGCGCUAAAGGCACGUUCAAGGUGGAUCUGACUGGGACGGAACUCGUGCUGGCACCUGAUGUCCACUGGGUCAUGGAGGAGCGCUGGCCGGAGUCUCUGACCAUCAACGACAUGUCCAUCUCCAAGGAUAGGAAGGUUGCCUCUGCCCGAUGUGGUGGAUGGUGUGGACACUGCUGGCCUGCCGGAAAGACAAUGCAUCUGCUGCACCCGCAAUGCGACGGCAAAGAGUCGGGACCAGGAGUGGUGCAUGUCGAGCUGUGAAGUCCAUUGUGGUUUAAGGAGGACCUCGAGGAUUCUGGGUCCAACUGCAGAGGAUUUGCAGCAGAUUCAUCUGCAGCCACCACAGCUCUUUAUUGUCGCUUAAACAUUUGAAAAUUCUGCGCGUUUAAUCUAUAAUUUAGUCGGCUUUAUAUUAAUAAAAAUACGCAGUGUCCUUCUUAUACCUUUAAUUACUUGCUGAAAAUGUUGCUACAUUCGGAUUGUGAGUUCACUAAUCUUUGGAAGAUAGCAAGUAUAGGAAUAGUGAUUCUGUCAUAGACAGCGUAGACGCUGUGCCAAUAGUAAAUUUACAGUUCUAUUCCUCAUUUUUAUCUACUGUAGUACUUAGUUACAUGCACAUAAUGCCCUUCUAAUGGCAGAAUCACACAAAGUUUACUCGGUGAAAAACUGGCAACAC
This is a messenger RNA of Branchiostoma floridae (Florida lancelet), 1793 nucleotides long. RefSeq lists its product as uncharacterized. NCBI's taxonomy places the organism in Eukaryota, Metazoa, Chordata, Leptocardii, Amphioxiformes, Branchiostomatidae. The coding region runs from base 26 to 1378 and encodes 450 amino acids. The record is from RefSeq and is a predicted model, not a curated record. The transcript has 11 exons. Gene Ontology annotation, molecular function: zinc ion binding; metalloendopeptidase activity.